AUGGCUGUCACCAAAAGGGCUGGUGCGCCAGAGACGGUCAUACCAUCUCCUCAACUCCUCGCUGGGCUGGCAGAGAAAGCUAGGGCGGAAAAGCAGGCGCCCAAACCAAAGCGAGAGCAUCCCUCGGGGAAGGAAGGAUAUGGAGCUUUCAUGCAAAUUAUACGCGGCAUCUUGUUCGCCCUGUAUUUCAACACAUGCUGCAUUGGCAUUUUUCUUACUCAACUUUUCGGCACUCCUUUAUAUGCUGUUCACCGCGACUGGUUCUACGCCUACAUGGCGAUGACGAAGCGCUCUUUUGGUCUGACAAUAACCCUCAUGACACAAAUCUGGGGCCCAACAACGAUACGAAUCAGCGGCGAUGAUUCGGUCGCCGGCCAGAUCAAGCUGCAGCCUGACGGAGUAGUGCGGUUCGAGUUCCCGGAGCGUCUGGUGCUAAUCGCCAACCACCAAAUUUAUACUGACUGGCUCUAUCUCUGGUGGAUCGCUUAUGCCAAUUCCCCAAGUAUGCAUGGGCAUAUCUACAUCAUUCUCAAGGAGUCUCUCAAGCGCAUUCCGUUCGUGGGUUGGGGAAUGCAGUUUUACGGAUUCAUCUUCAUGUCGAGAAAAAUGGCCUCUGAUCGGCCACGAAUGGCUUACCGUCUUGAGAAGCUGAAGCAACGCAAGGUUGAUCCCAACGGAAAGUCUUAUAUGGAUCCGAUGUGGCUGCUUUUGUUCCCCGAAGGCACCAAUCUUUCCAAUAAUGGGCGUAGAAAGUCGGCAGCCUGGGCUGCCAAGAAUGACCUCAGGGAUCCCGAACACGUUAUGAUCCCGCGGAGUACUGGCAUGUUCUUUUGCUUGAACGAGCUCAAGGGGAGCAUUGACUAUGUUUAUGACUGCACGGUCGCAUAUGAGGGAAUUCCGCGAGGCGGGUUUGGUGAGGAAUAUUUUGGUCUGGUCAGUACUUACUUUCAAGGACGCCCUCCGAAGUCAGUCAACUUCUACUGGCGUCGGUAUCGACUGAGUGACAUGCCGCUGGAAGACGAAGAGGCCUUCAAUCUUUGGUUGCGCAAAGAAUGGGACAAGAAAGAUGCGUUGAUGGAGGAAUACCUGACGACCGGGCGAUUUCCGCCUAUGGCUGGUAGCAAGCUCGACCAUAUCGAGACUGAGGUCAAAACCCGACAACCUUGGGAGAUUCUCCAAGUGUUUGCCGUCAUGGGCACUGUUGGGCUUGUUUGGUACAACAUUCAGAAGUCGUUCGUCGCCGCAAAAUCGUUGUUUUAA
This is a messenger RNA of Fusarium sp. VM40, 1260 nucleotides long. The record is from the annotation of a GenBank genome assembly. Lineage: Eukaryota; Fungi; Ascomycota; Sordariomycetes; Hypocreales; Nectriaceae.